Molecule: messenger RNA, 2813 nt
Organism: Phaeodactylum tricornutum CCAP 1055/1
Lineage: Eukaryota; Bacillariophyta; Bacillariophyceae; Surirellales; Neidiaceae
Exons: 3
Coding region: 270-2813 (847 amino acids)
Source: RefSeq, a predicted model, not a curated record
CCAGAGUUCUCCAAUUGAUCGCUCGCCACUUUCCCUGUUGCGAAAAGUGGACAAAAGCCGUUCCAGUACUCACGGCUGACGCUAGAGUGUCGACGAACGACAGCGCAAGCUCCUGAGUGGUGGGAUUUGUUUUGUUUGGACUUCAUUUCUGUAGUGCCGCUCCUGUCCAGUUCCGAUUCUGAAGAAAUCUGCUUUCAAGCCAAGGCGAGCAAGCAAUUGUGUGCGUUCUCCUUACGUGCUUUUACACCGAAAGAUACUUAUUCAACACUAUGAGUAAUCCGCGCCAGGACGACUCCAAAGAAUCAAACAUGAUCUUCGAUAGUCCGACCGGACUCGCAUCGGCCCGCAUUGGCCGACGCGGGGUCAGCCCACGGCCCACUUCGCCGUUGAGUUCCGAUUCUUCGACGGCGUCGGCCACGUCGCGACGGUCCACAUCCAUGAUCCGCUCGCCACAAGAUGCGGAACUUUUCCACCAAAUGGGUGCGGCCACGGGUGUUAGCAUCGGUAGGAAGAACAAGAAUAAGGUGCGCGUAACGUCCCCGCUACAUUCGCCCGCUUCGCCUGCGGUAUCAAACGCCAAUAUGACGGAAACUACGGGACUUCAAAAAGGGGGCGCUCUAGACUACAUAAUGCGAUCUUUUUCUCCAAAGAGUACGCCGGACAAGGAGGAGCUGCAUCAGUCUACCAACGAUCAAGGCGAGCCUAUCAUGGACCCCGGUUUCAAGCUCAAUGUUCCUUCCUUGUUGGGAACCCAUCGCCCGGAGGAAAGCAAACCCACAGAGGUAGCCAAAGUUCCACAUUUCUUUUCCAACCAGAACCUUAACGCACGCACCAUUCCCAAAACGCACCAGUACAAACCUACAGGGCAAGCGCAACUUAGUUCACCAGUGGAAGAAAAACCCAACAAUUCCCUUCUCAAUGAAUGUCCCAAUGUGUAUACGGGAACAUCCCAAGGAACUUCUGCCAAGCAAUCGCAAGAAUCCGAUGCAAUCGAUGCGAAGGGUCCUUUACGGAUUUGUCCGCAAGACGCCGCUUCGCACUCUGGUUCAGCUCAAACGGGAGUAUCGAGCCGAUCAACGCUGGAUCUAAAAAACAACGACAAUUCUUUUCACGUUCUAGCCAACCUGAUGGUUGACUUGUUGCAUCCCAAGAUUAACGAUAGCAGAGAACUCGUUUUGCUGCCGGAGGAUCGUCAACGGAUCGAACGACUUUUGCCACCAUCAGCUCGCAUCAAUUUUAUUCAAGCUGUUCAGCAUCGCCUGAACACGAUGCCGGCCAAUCCCACGACUCCUUUGCAAUUUUUGACGCUGCAAUGUAAAGAACUGUGCUUAGACCAAGAAGGAAGCAGGAAUCCAAUUCUGGCUUCCAUGGCUCUAACGGGACAGCCAGUCUAUAUUUUUGUUGGAGAUUGUCAGAAAAAGGGAGCACGCAACACAGACAUGCGAUCGGAGAAAAGUGAAAACAUUGAUGACAUUAUGGCGAUGCGCACCGCAGAAUCAUCAGUUUUAAAUGAAACUGUUGAAGCUACGCCUACGCAUCAUCAACCACUACAAACCGAUGAGACUCCUGGACCCAUAUUCGAAAAAACUCAGCAGCACCCUAUGCAGCCACAGCGAGCUCCGUCUAUCAUGAAUCCUUUUGCAACGGUUGGGUCGGCAGCUUUUGUCUCUCAAGCAGUCGUCAAGGAAUCCCCCAUUCUCCCGAAGCGAAGUCGUGCUACGCCACCAGAAUUGAAAGUAAACCCUCGAGAUGGCACACUCGACACAGAAGUCUUGGCUCGUCAGCAACUGCUUGCUGAACUUCGAGAGGCUUCUACACUUAUGGCCGAAUCGAAAACUCCCGAAACCGCCUCAUUUUGGCGGGAUCAUGUCCUCGACCUUCAGGCUCGCCUCCGCGCUCUACACAGAGAGUCUCCUACUGCUGCAAUUGUAAACCCACAGUCCGCCCAGAAACUUCUAGACCAAAGUUGUCAAUAUGUUCCACCUGCGAGGACAUCAAACGGAAAACCAUUGAUUCAAACCUUUCCAGGCAGCAAUGUUUACCCAUCCCAAGCGCAUGGAAAGCAACGACUGCCCAUGGUCGAUGUAGUGUCACCGGCGGAUUUACCCAGUGGUUAUUGCUUUGAGGCUGAAAUGGCUGGGAAACGCUUCCUUGCUACAGUUCCUUCUAGCGGUGUGCAACAAGGCGAGACGUUCACUUGUGCUAUGCGAGAUCUCAGUAGUGUAGACAUUGAUAUCCCGAUAGGGCAUUGGAAAGACAAGAUGUAUGACGUUUGCAAGCAUGGGUGUUUUCACGCGGCUGUGUGGAAUUCGACUUUUUGUCCACUUCUGGCUCUGAGUCAAAUUGAGACUCGCUUGAAUCUAGAUUUCCUUGGACGACCGGAACACACCCAAGGCGGACUCUCCAAUCGUACUACAAUGGUUAUUGUCACUCUGUUCUGGCUGUGCAUGAAUGGCGUCUUGUUCGCUGGAUUCGACUACAAGUGGAGUCAGCGCAUGGAGUUAUCGUAUGCUGAUUGGUCUGCCCUUGCGUUGGUGAAUCUCUCGAUGUUCGGUUUUGUUGUUUUCGUGUCUCAGUCGACACGAAGCAGCCUUCGUGAAAGGUUUAUGAUUCGCGAACAGCGCUGCUACGAUCUAGAAGAUCUUUGGUGUUCGACUUUCUGCUUACCGUGUGCAAUUUCUCAAAUGCAUCGCCAUACUGCCAACUACGACGACUACGAAGCAAUUUGCUGCUCAAAGAAUGGCCUACCACAUGGCGUUCGUCUGAAAAGCAAAGUAGAGCCCCCUCAAGAUGGCUCUUCCUAUCUUGUUUAG